This is a messenger RNA of Tuber melanosporum (Perigord truffle), 2765 nucleotides long. RefSeq lists its product as uncharacterized. The record is from RefSeq and is a predicted model, not a curated record. The transcript has 7 exons. Bases 1 to 2424 code for a protein of 807 amino acids. Lineage: Eukaryota; Fungi; Ascomycota; Pezizomycetes; Pezizales; Tuberaceae. Gene Ontology annotation, molecular function: protein binding; RNA binding.
AUGUCACCCGACCCUAAGAUCAGGAGGAUCAGGAAACGUGUUUUUGAGCUCUUAGAGUUGACUUCUUUCAGUGCAACAAGAGAUCUUAUGGCAACUGACUAUGCCAAAACGAUUAUUACUGCAAGGAAGCUGGAGAUUGCUGAUGAUAAGCUUCAGGUGGAGGUCCGUUAUUUUGAUGCGGACCAGGCGGGACCGCAUGAAAAGUCUAAGGUCUAUGCUGUUACGAUUACAUUAGUACAGUUGCUUGAGCCAAAUAGCCUCAAGGAUUAUGUUAAUGGAUUGGAUCCGGAUUUUGAUUCAUCACCUGCGAUUCAGGCGCUAAACAUUAUUUUGGCCAAGCCUCCUUCGCAGAAUGCAGGUGUUAUUCCUUUGGGAAAGUCUAAGUUUUUUGUUUCGGAGCCAAACCCCCAAAAUCAGCAGCAUCUACCUCGCGGAUUGCUAGCUCUUCGCGGGUACUAUUCCUCGAUUCGCCCCUCAAUGGGCCGUGUCCUCUGCAAUGUUAAUGUUUGCAUGACAGCUUUCUACAAAGAAGGAAACCUUGCAGAAUUGAUGAGGGAAUUUGGAAAGCGCUCUGAACUUGGUGGUUUUCUGAGGGGUUUGCGCGUGAGCACAAAACAUAUCACGGACCCUAAUGGCAAACCGAAGCUUCAGUAUAAGACGAUUGCCAACCUUACUGGAAAAUCUGCGAGGGAAGCUACAUUUGUUUCUGAUGAUGGCUCAACUAUCACUGUUGCUGCUUAUUUCAAGAAAAAAUACAAUAUUGUUCUUGCGAAUCCUGAUUUUCCGUGUGUUAACGUCGGAACAAGAGAAAAGUCGAUCCUAUUGCCACCUGAGCUGGCUACGGUGCUGCCUGGACAGUCUUUUAAGGGAAAGCUUUUGGAUGAGCAAACACGUGAAAUGAUCACGUAUGCUUGUCGUCGCCCCAGGCAAAAUGCGGAAUCAAUUGUGGGAGAGGGUUUGUCUAUUCUUGGGCUCAAACCUUCAAGCCAACUACUGAAUCCUUUCAAUUUAUCCGUCUCAACUGAAAUGGUUACGGUUCCAGCGAGGAUUCUGGCUGCACCGCCUGUACAAUAUGCAGGCGGCCCAAAGACAACCAGCGAUGCGUCGUGGAACCUUAGGGAUGUUAGAUUUCUCAAGAGUGGUUCAGCUAAAACUUGGGCAGCAAUUAUUUUAAAGGACGGAUCAAGCAAUGUGCAGGAUCCUCUGGGUUUAUGCAAUGCCCUUCAAAGCAUGUGCCGAAAGUGCGGUGUUGUCCUUCCGCCUUUGACUAAUCGGGAUAUCUCAGUCGUUCAAAUGGCAAUGGGCCAGGAAUUGGCUACAAAACUAACACCUUGCUUUGAUGCGUUAAAGAAGCGAGGAGUUCAAAUUGCCCUCGUCAUUCUUCCGAGUCAAGAUAAGGCAAACUAUGCUCUUAUCAAGACACUGGGUGAUGUGAGAUUUGGUGUUGGAACUGUUUGUGCCCAAUCUAGCAAGAUUCAGAACCAAAAGGGUCAGAUGCAAUAUUUUGCCAAUCUUGCAUUGAAGUUUAAUUUGAAGCUUCAUGGUAGAAACCAUGGGCUUGGAAAGACGGAUAUGGGCUUUUUGACACAAAAGACAACCAUGAUUGUUGGGUGUGACGUUACCCAUCCUUCCCCGGGUAGUUUGAGGGGUACUCCGUCCAUCGCUGGUGUUGUUGCCAGUAUCGAUAUGGAGUAUGCUCAAUAUCCGGCUUCCUUGAGGCUUCAAGAGUCUAAAAAAGAGAUGAUCACUGAGCUACGGGAGAUGAUGGUCGAGCGCUUGUCCCUCUGGAGGGACAAGAAUAGCGGCAGGCUACCUGAAGCGAUUCUCGUAUAUCGCGAUGGUGUCAGCGAAGGUCAGUUUAAGACUGUUCUUGAUGCGGAGCUUCCGAAGAUUCGUGAAGCCUGUGUUGUUAUGAGGGCGGAUUAUAGGCCCAAGGUUACAAUUAUCAUCGUCGGUAAACGUCAUCACACUCGCUUCUAUCCGACCGAAAGCGAUAAAGCCGACAGACUUGGAAAUCCCGCGCCUGGCACAAUAGUUGAUAGAGGCGUUACGGCCGUUUAUGACUAUGACUUUUACCUACAAGCGCACGCGGGUCUUCAGGGUACCACUCGGCCAGCCCACUACUAUGUCAUUCACGACAAGAAUGGGUUUGAUGCAGACUCACUACAAACCUUGACCCACAAUCUCUGUUACCUUUUCGGCCGUGCUACCAAGUCUGUGAGCAUUUGCCCACCAGCUUACUAUGCCGACUUGGUCUGUGAGCGUGGUCGUUGUUAUAUCUACGGGCUUCUUAACGCUAGCGACUCUGGCAGCGUUAAAAGCACCAAUAGCGAGGAUGAAGCUAAGGCAAAUUAUGCGAAAGCGGUACAGAUGUGGUCUGGAGGUCCGCAUGCUGAUAUUAGACAGACAAUGUACUAUCUUUAAACCAUUAGUGGAGCUGCGAGGAUGUUUUCACAUUUUUUUCCCCAAUUGUUUUUCCAUCUGGUCUACUUGGUUGCUCGAUUUUUUUCUGAUUUUUUCCAUCUCCUUUUACGAUAAGCCAGAGACAAAGAUGCCUUGUAUUUUUUAUUUUUUUCUGUCUUUCAUUCUCGGAUUUGAUUUUUUUUUUUUCCCAUUGGGUGUUUCCCCCCUUUUCUUGCUAUCUGAUUCACUAUGAUACUAGCAUGCCUUCUUUCCCAUCUUUUUCUCAACUCCUUUCUUCAUUUGCCAAUAUACCUUGUUUGUAUUCUUAGGUUAGUUGCCGAAGAAAAGUCUCCACUCUCAAA